GUGCAGUGCUGGGAACCAAUGCUGAUAUCUGUCUUCUCCCUGAACUGUAGGUGUAUGCAUGAGAACAUGACUUCCAGAAACGGCAUUCUCAUCACACACAGCAAUGCGACCUACAUCCCAUCGCCUCUGAUACCAGGGUUUACAGGACAUGUCCCUACCACCAAGUUUCUGUAUGGGGACACAUUUGGGAAGGCAAGCAUCAAGUAUUUACAGGAUGUCCGCUAUGCAUCUAUGGCUUGCCAUGCAAGUGAUUACAGUAAAGGUGGCAUGUUUCCUUGCAUCUACUCGAAUGAUGGAUCUCUGAUCACUGUGCAUCACUCACAAAGCAGAUACCCAGCCUUCCGCCUGACCUAUGGGGCACGUUACAACGUCGAUUUCAAACGGCAAGGGCAAAUAAAGCUUUUUAAUCAGUUGGCACAGAAACACAGGGAGUACUACAAAGAUAAGACUGGCACACGACACCCUGUGAGUUUCUUCAUAAUGCCAAUGAUGAAAUAUGAGAAGUAUUUAUGACCCGUCAUAAGUCCCCUGAAGCAGUUACAGCAUGAUUAUUUCAGUGUUGCUUGCUGAUACAGCACUUUUGGGGAACUAUGGUUUGGUGCUCUGGUAUCCCUGGAGAAAUGAUGUUGGAUUUGCACUGAAUAGCUUAUAUUUAGUGGUAAGAAAACAAUAGAAACUGGAGAGCUUUAAUUUUGUUGUAAUGUCUUUGUUCUUUGUAGAAAAAUAGAACUGUUUAUCAAUCAUGAAUAGACAGGCAACUACAGUAUAUCAUUUUGAAAAGCGCUUGUAUUUAGUAUUAUUAAUAUUAUCCUUUGAUUUCUUCUUUUUAUUCACUCUU
Molecule: messenger RNA, 838 nt
Organism: Tachysurus fulvidraco (yellow catfish)
Lineage: Eukaryota; Metazoa; Chordata; Actinopteri; Siluriformes; Bagridae
Gene: cimip2c
Product: family with sequence similarity 166 member C
Exons: 4
Coding region: 19-513 (164 amino acids)
Source: RefSeq, a predicted model, not a curated record